This is a messenger RNA of Eruca vesicaria subsp. sativa (arugula), 1375 nucleotides long. The record is from the annotation of a GenBank genome assembly. Lineage: Eukaryota; Viridiplantae; Streptophyta; Magnoliopsida; Brassicales; Brassicaceae.
AAUUUUUCGAAUCCAAAUAUUCUUAAAUCCCUCCCAAAUCAAUCAAUCCUCUCAUCCAAAACACACACAAAAAAUGUCAGAUCUGCCGCCGCCGGAGAAACCAAACAUGGAGCUCACAUCGUCCUCUUCCAUGCCUGGAUCCUCUUCUUCCUCUCUACACCAUUCCUACAGUCGGAAACAGAAAUCUCUCGGCCUCCUUUGUACCAAUUUCUUAGCUUUGUAUAAUCGACAUGGAAUUGAAACGAUUGGGCUUGAUGACGCCGCCUCAAAAUUAGGAGUUGAGAGACGGAGAAUCUAUGAUAUUGUUAAUGUUCUUGAGAGUGUUGGCGUAUUAACAAGAAGAGCUAAGAAUCAGUAUACUUGGAAAGGAUUUUCAGCAAUUCCAGCUGCUUUAAAGGAGCUACAAGAAGAAGGUGCUAAAGACACUUUUCACCGUUUUUAUAUCAAUGAGAAUGUCAAAGGAUCUGAUGAUGAGGAUGAUGAGGAAGAGUCUUCUUCUCAGCCUCUUUCUAGUAGUCAGACUGAAACUUCCUCGAAACCUGCCUCUCUACCCGGCCAAUCUUCUGAUUCCUCUAAAAUAGAUAAUCGUCGAGAGAAAUCAUUAGGAGUGCUUACUCAGAACUUCAUCAAGCUCUUUAUUUGCUCUCAAGCUACGAUCAUUUCCCUAGACGAGGCUGCAAAACUUCUGCUUGGAGAUGCACACAAUACAUCAAUAAUGAGAACCAAAGUGAGAAGGCUUUAUGACAUUGCAAAUGUCUUAUCAUCAAUGAAUCUCAUUGAAAAGACUCACACCAUAGAUUCUAGAAAACCAGCUUUCAAAUGGUUAGGAUACAACGGCGAACCUACUUUCACUCUCAGCAGCGAUUUGAUGAUGCAAGCCGAAUCAAAGAAGAGAGUUUUCGGAACUGAUCUAUCAAACGUCAGUGUCAAGAGAAGCAAAACACAUGAUGACAAUGCUUCUACAGAGAGAAGGCUGAAGAUGAAACAAGCAGAGAGUUCUUAUAACAGAAUCUUUGAUGCUCAUGAAUCAAGAGGUUACCAGUUUGGUCCUUUUGCACCAGCUACAAGUACAUAUCCAACUGCUCCUUUGGAGGAUAGCUCCAAGAGAGCUUUUGAUGUUGAGAAUCUGGUUUCUGAUUACCGUCCCUCAUACCAAAACCAAGUUUUGAAAGACCUCUUUGAACAUUACAUGGACGCUUGGAAGUCAUGGUACAGUGAAGUCACCCAGACGAAUCCAUCACAACAUCAUUAGAGCUACUCUUCUUCUUCUUCUUCUUUUCAUCUUCUCUUUACCUGCAACAUGUAUUUUGGUCUAUAAUUUGUCUACAAAUUCUCCUCUUUUAAUUGAUUUAGAAAAAAUUACGUGUCAUAUUUU